This is a messenger RNA of Orussus abietinus, 889 nucleotides long. RefSeq lists its product as uncharacterized. The transcript is spliced from 2 exons. The record is from RefSeq and is a predicted model, not a curated record. NCBI's taxonomy places the organism in Eukaryota, Metazoa, Arthropoda, Insecta, Hymenoptera, Orussidae. The coding region runs from base 1 to 534 and encodes 177 amino acids.
AUGCGACUACUCCUGGGAAUCCUAGUCCUGGUGGGUCUUGCCCUGGCCAGGCCCGCCACUUACGACGAGUACUUGGUUCUCGCGGACGACGUCGCCACUGUGGGGUCGCUGCGACGCGAGGUGAGGGAGCCAGCGCCAUCUGGUGGCGUCGCCACUGAAGUUAGGGACCUCCUCGAGGCCGGCGCUGCGCCGAAGAAGAAGAUGAAGAACGCUUCCGGAAAGGUGAAGGAGGGUGGUUACUACAAAACUUAUGGAAACGACGCUGAUGGCGAAAAGGGAUUCAUAAAAAGAACAUACAGCAAGGGCGACCAUGGAUACAAAACUCUGGACACUUUCCACAAACAAGACGGUGAUAAGUACUUGUUCGCAAAGGAAACUGCCUAUGGUAAAGGACGUGAUAGUCAUCAUGGGGACAAACAUGCCAAAAGUGGGUCCUACAAGGAUGGGGACGAUGGAAAGGACCACGAAGGAGCAGGUAAUACAGACUUUAUAAACAUCAUUAUCAAUAAACAUUUACUAAAUGAUAAGCAAUAAUCAGCGGAAGUGUCUGGAAAUCACCGAACACUGUCACAAUUUUAAGGCCGAACAUCACUUGUUGUGGAAUCGCAUUGUUGUUUGUCAUAUGACAUCAAAGACAAUCGGCUUUUAUAUCACUUGUUGUCGAAUCGCAUUGUUGUUUAUCAUAUGACAUCAAAGAUAAUCGCCUCUCACAUCAUUUGUUAUCGAAUUGCAUUGUUGUUUAUCAUAUGACAUCAAAGACAAUCGGCUGUCACAUCACUUGUUGAAUCGCAUUGUUGUUUGUCAUAUGACAUCAAAGACAAUCAACUUUCAUAUCACUUGUUAUCAAAUCGCAUUGUUGUUUAUCAUAAGACAUCAAAGACAAUCGGCU